This is a messenger RNA of Tilletiaria anomala UBC 951, 1381 nucleotides long. RefSeq names its product mitochondrial carrier. The transcript has 6 exons. The record is from RefSeq and is a predicted model, not a curated record. Lineage: Eukaryota; Fungi; Basidiomycota; Exobasidiomycetes; Georgefischeriales; Tilletiariaceae. Gene Ontology annotation, biological process: transmembrane transport. Bases 237 to 1166 code for a protein of 309 amino acids.
CAACUGUCGCCGGUCCUGGUAUAAAGUACUAACCCUCACGGACCAACGCCACGCCCGACCAGCCCCCAGCCCAUCCAAUCGCAUUCCCUGGACUUCAUCCUCUGCGGUGUGCGGUCCACAAGCACACAUAGACCCGGCGCGCGUCUGCAGCUGCAGGUGAUCCCUCUUGGAUUCAUCCCGGUAUCUACUGUGCCACUAUAUCCCAUCGACGACGGUCUGUCCCUCAACUUCCCACCAUGUCGGCAGCACCGAGUGCUUCGAAGCCGAAGCCCCUGCCGUUCUACGCGCAAUUCACAGCCGGAGCGAUCGCAGGCGUGACCGAGCUGCUAUGUCUUUAUCCGCUCGACGUCGUCAAGACGCGUAUGCAGCUGCAGACCAAGGCGCCCGUCCCCGGGCAAGACCACUAUGCAAACAUGAUGGAUGCCUUCCGAAAGAUCAUCAAGUCAGAAGGACCCAGUCGACUCUACAGAGGUCUCGUGCCGCCUCUGAUGCUCGAGGCACCUAAACGAGCCGUCAAGUUUGCUGCGAAUGGCAGCUGGGGCGCUUUCUACCGCAAGCAGUUCGGCGUCAACGAGAUGACACAGUCUCUCUCGGUGCUCACUGGCUGCUCCGCCGGUGCGACCGAAUCUGUUGUCGUCGUCCCCUUUGAGCUAGUCAAGAUCCGCUUACAAGAUCGUGCGCAGGCGCAUCUUUACAAGGGGCCCAUGGAUGUCGUUGGAAAAAUCAUCAAGGCGGACGGGUUGCUUGGUCUCUAUGCGGGUAUGGAGUCUACGUUCUGGCGCCAUGUACUUUGGAAUGGAGGCUACUUUGGCUGCAUCUUCCAAGUCAAGGCACUUCUCUCCAAGCCGAAUGGCAAGGCCGAAGAGCUACGCAACAACUUCAUCAGCGGCUCCAUCGGCGGCUUUGUCGGCACCGCGCUCAACACGCCCGCAGACGUCGUCAAGUCGCGCAUCCAAAACACGCCCAAGGUCGCAGGGCAGGUGCCCAAGUACAACUGGACUUUCCCGAGCAUAGCGCUCAUUGCGCGCGAAGAGGGCUUCGGCGCGCUCUACAAGGGCUUCACGCCCAAGGUGCUCAGGCUCGCACCUGGUGGAGGUGUUUUGCUACUUGUGGUCGAAGUCGUGCUCUCGCAAUUCAGGACGUUCCUUGGGCCGCAAUACCAGUAGACACGCGGCCUCACGUCGCGCCGCGUCCAGUUAUUACACGGACUGAUCUGCGCCUUCCCUUCUUCGUCAUCCGGGAGUAUAUGCGCACGUAAUGCCGCAAAAGCUUGUAGAUCGAGCCAUCACUUGUUCCCUGCCCUGCCUUGCCCAAUACACGCCUUUGUUCGUUGCAACGCAAUUGUAAAAGCGAACACUCGCAUAUGCAGUCAGAGACGCAG